CGUGUUCUACUACUUCCGGUGAACACAAAAAUAAAACAAACUGAAACAAAUGUAGUCUCAUACCAAAGUUUGAGCAGAGAACCUCUCUGUCAUUUCUAAAGGAGUUUGUUAACAGACAUUAUCUGUUGGAAUAAAUCCUGCUGCUCAGGAUGUUGGCCACAGGAGCGACCGUAACCACGGCGCUCGUGCAGGUUGACAGAGAGAAGAUCUACCAGUGGAUCAACGAGCUGUCCAGCCCGGAGACCAGGGAGAACGCUCUGCUGGAGCUCAGCAAGAAGAGGGAGUCGGUACCGGACCUGGCUCCCAUGCUGUGGCACUCCUGUGGAACCAUCGCAGCCCUCCUGCAGGAAAUUGUCAACAUCUAUCCAUCAAUCAACCCCCCCACCCUGACAGCACACCAGUCCAACAGAGUCUGUAACGCUCUGGCUCUUCUACAGUGUGUGGCCUCCCAUCCAGAGACAAGGUCAGCGUUCUUAACGGCACACAUCCCGCUCUUCCUCUACCCAUUUUUACACACAGUCAGCAAAACGCGGCCUUUUGAAUACCUUCGCCUCACUAGUCUGGGAGUUAUCGGUGCUUUAGUGAAAACCGAUGAACAAGAAGUGAUCAACUUCUUGUUGACCACAGAGAUAAUUCCUUUGUGCCUUCGCAUCAUGGAGUCUGGAAGUGAACUCUCCAAAACGGUUGCUACCUUCAUCCUACAGAAGAUUCUCCUGGAUGAUACGGGGCUGGCUUACAUCUGCCAAACAUAUGAGCGUUUCUCCCACGUCGCCAUGAUACUGGGAAAAAUGGUCCUUCAGCUCUCCAAAGAGCCAUCUGCACGCCUGUUGAAACACGUAGUACGAUGUUAUUUACGACUGUCGGAUAAUUCCAGAGCCAGAGAAGCUCUGCGGCAGUGUCUCCCCGACCAGCUGAAAGACACCACCUUCGCUCAGGUCCUGAAGGACGACACCACCACCAAGCGCUGGCUGGCCCAGCUGGUGAAGAACCUGCAGGAGGGUCAGGUGACCGACCCCCGGGGGAUUCCUCUCCCCCAGCAGUGACCCUCCCCCCACACACAGACCCUGAGGAACACCAGCGAAGAACUGCCAAACAAACAGCACAGAUUCUCUGAGACUUACAGCUGCAGGUUCUGUGGUUCUGGUUUCAAAGAUCCACAUCCGUUCUGCUGAUGGAGGGAUGAUGGACAGCCGAAAUAAAAAGACUGAGUCAGUGCAAACAAACUCUGUCGAGACUUUUUUUUUUUCCUCCGUUAGAUCACGAUGCAGCUCUGUGAAGCUGGUCGGACCUGAAGAAGCUGUUAAUGUCAUCUGAGACCACAUGGAGGCGCCAUUGUUCUGCUUUCGCUGCAGGAGGUCUCGGCAGGUAGAGAUCAGGUAGAAAGACUGUACAUAUUAAAAUGAGUUCCACGGCUUCAGUCAGUGUUUCACCUCCUCUGGGACGGGAAACAAAGCUGGUCUACAGCUCGAUGUUCAGAGAAGACAUGAUGCAAAACUUUACACAAAACACAAGGAAUGUGUGUUCAGUCAGAGGCUUCUUCACCUCUCAUCCACAUGUUGAUUCUUGAUGCCGUAAAAUAUUUUUUUAUUUCUGACACAAGAAACUAAAUAAAUGUUUCAUUAUAAUUUCUACCACAAGAUGUAGUGAAGUUUCAUCUACAGACUAAAAAGAAUAUUUUUUGUUGUUGUUCGUCUUCUUUUGGGGGGGUUCAUGCCUCUAUAUUCAGUAUUGUCAAGCAUCACCUGUUUUUACUUGUAAUUGUAUAUUAAUAUUUUUAUUCAUUCAUAUAUUUAUGCAUUUAUUCAUUAACCAAUUUCCAGUAGUUUUCAUUUUUGGUAUUUAUUUUCUAAUUAAUUUUGUUUAUUAA
This is a messenger RNA of Melanotaenia boesemani (Boeseman's rainbowfish), 1867 nucleotides long. It is a transcript of the gene cnot9, whose product is annotated as CCR4-NOT transcription complex subunit 9. Lineage: Eukaryota; Metazoa; Chordata; Actinopteri; Atheriniformes; Melanotaeniidae. The coding region runs from base 150 to 1043 and encodes 297 amino acids. Gene Ontology annotation, cellular component: CCR4-NOT core complex; P-body; CCR4-NOT complex. The transcript is spliced from 8 exons. Gene Ontology annotation, biological process: negative regulation of translation; mRNA catabolic process. The record is from RefSeq and is a predicted model, not a curated record.